GGCAGCUGUGCGUCCAAUUUUGAAGGAGGCACUUCCGAUUUCCCAACUCUAUGGCAGAGAAACCGAAAGCAGUGCGAGUUUUGUACUGCGGCGUUUGCUCUCUUCCGUCGGACUACUGUGAAUUUGGAUCCGAUUUUGAGAAGUGAAAUCCAUGGCUCGUCAAGAACGCCCCCGACGUCUACCCUGAUCUUCUCAAAGAUGCUAAUGAAAAGGACAUUGACAAGGUUUUUUAUUGUCUUCAACCUCUUGGCAUCUCACUCGAUGGCACUGGUGAUGGGGCUGCCUCAUCUACUCAAUCUAGUAAAAGGACAUCAGCAUCGAAAGCUGAAGAAGUUAAACAUCUUCCCGGUGGCAAAAUAA
Molecule: messenger RNA, 360 nt
Organism: Linum tenue
Lineage: Eukaryota; Viridiplantae; Streptophyta; Magnoliopsida; Malpighiales; Linaceae
Source: the annotation of a GenBank genome assembly